AUGUCUGACUCCGGGGUGCCCGGCCUCCGGCCCACCUUGCUGCUCGGCCUGCUGGCCGGCCUCCAACAGGCUGCAGCCCAAUGUGGGAUCAUCUCGGGCACCAGCAAGCCCCUUUCUGUGCCCCCCAGAAAAUGCCCUGAAGGAUUCAUAUGCUGUGGCAACCACUGCUGCAAAGAGCAGGACAUCUUCUCUGGCCCCCUGAGGGUCUUCAUCAUCACCUUCCUGGUUACCUUCCUCCCCUUCAUGUGCAUCUGUGGCUUGGUGAAGCGCUACUGUCGCAACUGCAGAAAGCCAGAGCUGGACAUCCCAAUGGAUCAUGUGGGACCCCCAGAAAGGCCCUCCAUGGCCCCCCCAGAGAGGGUGGGGGUAUCCAUUCCUGAGCCCCCGCCCCCCUACAAUGAGGUUAUUCUGAAGCCUGUCCUGCUCCCCACAGAGCCACCCCCUCCCUACAGCUUCAGGCCCGAAGAACAUGCUGGAGCCCACAGGGGCAUCGACAACCCAGCCUUCUGAGCCACCUCCUGUCUGGAACCCACCG
This is a messenger RNA of Talpa occidentalis (Iberian mole), 535 nucleotides long. RefSeq names its product transmembrane protein 92-like. The record is from RefSeq and is a predicted model, not a curated record. The coding region runs from base 1 to 510 and encodes 169 amino acids. The transcript is spliced from 6 exons. Lineage: Eukaryota; Metazoa; Chordata; Mammalia; Eulipotyphla; Talpidae. Gene Ontology annotation, cellular component: nucleoplasm.